GUCGAAUAUAUUUCCCGCGCGACACGAUAUAAUUUACUCUCAUUGGUAUUCAUCAUAUUCCGGCGGGGCUCAAUAUCGAAGACAUCGACAAGUGACAUGCCGAACUUUGUGCCAAAUAAGCGUAAUGCAAGAAGCACUUCGACUUGGUGUCGAAAGCGAAAAUUAUGAUUUAUUAAGAUGCACAACUCACAUACUAUGGAGAACUGCAAAUAAGGAUGAAAAAUUAAGCUAUGUCAAUUUAAGAAAUCAACUGAAUCCUUUUCGUUAA
Cetraspora pellucida is the source of this 268-nucleotide messenger RNA. The record is from the annotation of a GenBank genome assembly. Lineage: Eukaryota; Fungi; Glomeromycota; Glomeromycetes; Diversisporales; Gigasporaceae.